AUGUUGCCAUCCCAACAUUACCUCCCACUUCACUGACCAGUGCCACUACUGACCAUCUAGCACCAGCCACAACUGGACCACUGCCUUCAGCUCCUCGGGAUGUCGUGGCCUCCUUGGUCUCUACCCGCUUCAUCAAAUUGACAUGGCGGACACCUGCAUCAGAUCCUCAUGGGGACAACCUUACCUACUCUGUCUUCUACACCAAGGAGGGGAUUGCUAGGGAACGUGUUGAAAAUACCAGUCGCCCCGGAGAAAUGCAGGUAACCAUCCAAAACCUAAUGCCAGCGACUGUGUACAUCUUUAGAGUUAUGGCUCAAAAUAAACAUGGCUCCGGAGAGAGUUCAGCUCCACUACGAGUAGAAACACAGCCUGAGGUUCAGCUCCCUGGCCCAGCACCUAACAUCCGAGCAUAUGCAACUUCACCUACUUCCAUUACUGUCACCUGGGAAACACCAUUGUCUGGAAAUGGGGAAAUUCAGAAUUACAAACUGUACUACAUGGAAAAAGGAACUGAUAAAGAACAGGAUGUUGAUGUUUCAAGUCACUCCCACACCAUUAAUGGGUUGAAAAAAUAUACAGAGUAUAGUUUCCGAGUGGUGGCCUACAAUAAACAUGGUCCUGGAGUCUCCACACAAGAUGUUGCUGUUCGAACAUUUUCAGAUGUUCCCAGUGCUGCUCCUCAGAAUCUGUCUUUAGAAGUAAGAAAUUCAAAGAGUAUUGUGAUUCACUGGCAGCCACCUCCUCCAGCCACACAGAAUGGGCAGAUUACUGGCUAUAGGGUUCGCUACCGAAAGGCGUCCCGAAAGAGCGAUGUCACUGAGACGUUGGUGACUGGGACACAGCUGUCACAGCUGAUUGAAGGUCUUGAUCGUGGGACUGAAUAUAAUUUCCGAGUGGCUGCUCUAACAAUCAAUGGUACAGGCCCUGCUACUGACUGGCUGUCUGCUGAAACUUUUGAAAGUGACUUAGAUGAAACUCGUGUCCCCGAAGUGCCUAGUUCUCUUCACGUCCGCCCACUUGUCACUAGCAUCGUAGUAAGCUGGACACCUCCGGAGAAUCAGAACAUUGUGGUCAGAGGUUAUGCCAUUGGUUAUGGCAUUGGCAGCCCUCAUGCCCAGACCAUAAAAGUGGACUAUAAACAGCGCUAUUACACCAUCGAAAAUCUGGAUCCCAGCUCUCACUAUGUGAUUACCCUGAAAGCAUUUAACAAUGUGGGUGAAGGUAUCCCCCUCUAUGAGAGUGCUGUGACCAGACCUCACACAGACACUUCUGAAGUUGAUUUAUUUGUUAUUAAUGCUCCAUACACUCCAGUGCCAGAUCCUACUCCCAUGAUGCCACCAGUGGGAGUUCAGGCUUCCAUUCUGAGUCAUGACACCAUAAGGAUUACAUGGGCAGACAACUCACUGCCCAAACACCAGAAGAUUACAGACUCCCGAUACUACACAGUCCGAUGGAAAACGAACAUCCCAGCAAACACCAAGUAUAAGAAUGCUAAUGCAACGACUUUGAGUUAUUUGGUGACUGGUUUAAAACCAAAUACACUCUAUGAAUUCUCUGUGAUGGUGACUAAAGGUCGAAGAUCAAGCACAUGGAGUAUGACAGCACAUGGGACCACUUUUGAAUUCGUUCCUACUUCUCCACCCAAGGAUGUGACAGUUGUGAGUAAAGAGGGAAAACCUAGGACCAUAAUUGUAAAUUGGCAGCCUCCCUCUGAAGCCAAUGGCAAAAUUACAGGUUACAUCAUAUAUUACAGUACGGACGUGAAUGCAGAGAUACACGACUGGGUUAUUGAGCCUGUUGUGGGAAACAGGCUGACUCACCAGAUACAAGAAUUAACACUUGACACACCAUACUACUUUAAAAUCCAAGCUCGGAACUCAAAGGGCAUGGGGCCCAUGUCUGAAGCUGUCCAGUUUAGAACACCCAAAGCGGACUCCUCUGAUAAAAUGGCUAAUGAUCAAGCCUCAGGGUCUGCAGGGAAAGGAAGCCGUCUGCCAGACCUAGGAUCCGACUACAAACCUCCGAUGAGCGGCAGUAACAGCCCUCAUGGAAGCCCCACCUCUCCUCUAGACAGUAACAUGCUGCUGGUCAUCAUCGUUUCCGUUGGCGUCAUCACCAUCGUGGUGGUCGUGAUCAUCGCUGUCUUUUGCACCAGGCGUACCACUUCUCACCAGAAAAAGAAACGAGCUGCUUGCAAAUCAGUGAAUGGCUCCCACAAGUACAAAGGGAACUCCAAAGAUGUCAAACCCCCAGACCUCUGGAUCCAUCAUGAGAGACUGGAGCUGAAACCCAUUGAUAAGUCUCCAGACCCAAACCCCAUCAUGACUGAUACUCCAAUUCCUCGUAACUCUCAAGAUAUCACACCGGUUGACAAUUCCAUGGACAGCAACAUCCAUCAAAGGCGGAAUUCAUAUAGAGGGCAUGAAUCAGAGGACAGCAUGUCUACACUGGCUGGAAGGCGGGGAAUGAGACCAAAAAUGAUGAUGCCCUUUGACUCCCAGCCACCCCAGCCUGUGAUUAGUGCCCAUCCCAUCCAUUCCCUCGAUAACCCUCACCAUCAUUUCCACUCCAGCAGCCUCGCUUCUCCAGCUCGCAGUCAUCUCUACCACCCGGGCAGCUCAUGGCCCAUUGGCACAUCCAUGUCCCUUUCAGACAGGGCCAAUUCCACAGAAUCUGUUCGAAACACCCCCAGCACUGACACCAUGCCAGCCUCCUCGUCUCAGACAUGCUGUGCUGAUCACCAGGAUCCUGAAGGUGCUACCAGCUCCUCUUACUUGGCCAGCUCCCAAGAGGAAGAUUCAGGCCAGAGUCUUCCUACAGCCCACGUUCGCCCUUCCCACCCACUGAAGAGCUUUGCUGUGCCAGCAAUCCCUCCCCCAGGCCCUCCCACCUAUGAUCCAGCAUUGCCAAGCACACCGUUACUAUCCCAGCAAGCUCUAAAUCAUCACAUCCACUCGGUGAAGACGGCCUCCAUCGGGACUUUAGGAAGGAGCCGGCCUCCUAUGCCAGUGGUGGUUCCCAGUGCCCCUGAAGUGCAGGAGACCACAAGGAUGCUGGAAGACUCCGAGAGUAGCUAUGAACCAGAUGAGCUGACCAAAGAGAUGGCCCACCUGGAAGGACUGAUGAAGGACCUAAAUGCCAUCACGACAGCAUGACGACCUUGACCGGGACGUGACUCCAGACCUGAGUCUAGAAGUCUUGGGACUUAGCCUUGAAAACAAGGAGUUGUACAGAGCACGAGAAGACAGCACUUGAAAACACAGAGUGAGCAGGCCGCGUGGCCAGCACCCCCGCAUGGGGCCAGCUCCAGGCCUGGCCACCUGCCUUCUCCUGGUCCAGGCCUGGAAGAUGCUGUGUCAAGGCAGCUUCCCUUUGCCUGCCAAUACCCUGCAGGACUGGGCACCAUGGGCCAAAAUUUUGUGUCCAGGGAAGAGGCAAGAAGUGCAACCUCUGUUUCACUUUGUGGUCAGGCUGUGUCUUCAUGCUGCGGCAGCAUCGCCUUUAUGGAGUGUAGACGUUGGCAUUUAUGUACAAUUUUAUUUGUGUCCUAUUUUAUUUUACCUUCAAAAGAAAAACACUAUCAAAAACCAAGGAAGUCUGUGGUAUUCUCCACAAGUGGUUGACGUUUGACUACUUGUUUGAAUUAUGUAUGGAAAGUCAUUGACAGUGUGGGUUGUUCCAGGGGUUGGCUUGUUUUGUGUUUUUGUUUUUAUUUUUGAUUCUGAGUCAUUGCAUCCUCUACCAGCUGUUAAUCCAUCACUUUGAGAGGGGGGAGGAAAUGUUGCAUUGCUGUUUGUAAGCUUUUUUAUUUUUUUUAUUAUAAUUAUUAAAGGCCUGACUUUCUUCUCAUCACUGUGAGAUUACAGAUCUAUCUGAAUGAAAUGUAACAUUGAAAA
This is a messenger RNA of Lipotes vexillifer (Yangtze River dolphin), 3896 nucleotides long. It is a transcript of the gene NEO1, whose product is annotated as neogenin 1. NCBI's taxonomy places the organism in Eukaryota, Metazoa, Chordata, Mammalia, Artiodactyla, Lipotidae. Gene Ontology annotation, molecular function: protein binding. The transcript is spliced from 22 exons. Gene Ontology annotation, biological process: cell-cell adhesion. The annotation marks the transcript as partial. The record is from RefSeq and is a predicted model, not a curated record. Gene Ontology annotation, cellular component: membrane.